CUGUUCUCUUCAAAAUGUCAACAACGAAUUUGCUGCCCAUUUCUUCUAAUAUUUACGUUUCGAAAUGAAAAAUGAUAGAUGACCAGACAGAAGAUGAUGAGGAAUUACAGAAAUUCCACAAUGCCGUCCGAGAAUACAUUAUAUUCUUCCUGUUGUGCAUCCUGCUCUAUGUGACAUCAUAUGCAAUUCUCUCCUGGUUUAAGAAGAGAACUGACACAGAGGAAUAUGUGACAGGGGAAGAAGAUGCAUGUGUUUUCAGAAUCGCGUUAUGGCUGUGCACAUUCACCCUUGCGGUGUCUGUGGGGGCCGUGCUGCUCCUGCCAAUCUCCAUCCUGAGUAACGAGGUGCUGCUUAACCAUCCACACAGCUACUAUGUGCAGUGGCUUAACACCUCCCUUAUUCACCGACUAUGGAACUAUGUAUUCCUGUUCUCCAACACUGCCCUGUUUGUGUUCAUGCCGUUUGCCUACUUCUUCACCGAGUCUGAGGGGUUCACUGGAACAAAGGGUAUAUGUGCACGAGUCAAAGAGACGCUGGUGAUGCUGGUGUUGCUAGCUACGUGUGUAAUGGGACUUUUCUGGUCCUCGCUGGCAAUGUUUGGAGCUGAUGAUCAUCACAACAAGAAAACACUCGCAGAUGUAUGGACCGUGUACCUGCCGAUGCUGUACUCUGUAAUCUCCUUUCUUGGUGUGCUGUUGUUGUUGUUAUGUACACCAGUUGGAUUUUUCAGCAUGUUUACAUUUAUGGGGCAACUAAUACAGAGACCACAGUUGUGUUUUCAGUUUUUGCGAGACAUUGACGAGGAACUACACACCUACAAGCUGCAGGAAGGCUCACUGAGAACAAAACUGAAAACACAGAUACAGAACUCCAGGGAUGGGCGUGUCCAGGGAACAAUUUCAAAUGGUCAUGCGAGUCAGACAGAGCUUGAAAACCAACUACAAGAAGUCGAGUAUGACAUACAAGAGCUAGAGAAGCGGCGCCGAUUUUCGCGUUUACACUCUCUGCUGUAUCCAUUCCUCAUGUUGAUCUCUCUGGGACUCACAGUGGUUAUAGUGUUCAUGGUGGCCCAGAACAUGUUCCAGCUUCUCGUGGGCAUCAAGGCACUUCCUGUAGCAGCUAAGGAGAUGUCCCUUGGUAUUACUUCAUUAUCUGCGCUUGGCUGGCCAGGCAGUAUUUUAGAAACCGUUCUUAUACUCUACCUGAUGUCAUCGUCCGUGGUGGGAUUUUACAGCCUGCCGGUGUUUCGACGGAUCACACCGCAUCAACAUGACACUUCCAUGCUGUUCAUCAUACUCAACUGUAGCGUGCUGCUUAUACUGAGCUCAGCACUGCCUGUCCUGUCUAGAACACUUGGUAUUACAAACUUCGACCUGGUUGGGGAUUUUGGUACAAUGGACUGGCUGGGUAACUUCUACAUCAUCUUUAUCUCGAAUGUGGUGUUCGCUGGUGCUACUGUGUUGUGUCUCGUCAACAAGUUUACGGACAAAGUGAGGCACAGCAUAUAUCUACGGAUAAUGACUGUCAUCAGUGCAUUCAUAGAUGAACGUCGGACAAGAAACCAAUCAGCAUCUAGUCUCAACCAGAGUUACCAAAGUAAUUGAUGGAAUUGUUAAAAUAAAGAUAAGCCAAGAUACUAGAUAAGAUUUAAUUUCAGCUAGUAUGACAAAGCGGGGAGUUCCUUGGCACAGAAACCCAGAUUACCUGAGGCAAUUUAAAGCCUGGGACUACCAUUUUGAACUUCUGAACAUCCCUAUUGAAAUCCCCAAAAAGCAUUUUACCCAGAGUAAACCUUUAUAUAGGGGGACCCCAUAUAAUUUCAAAAGACACCCAAGAUGUUUACAAGAGCCCCAGCCCAGAACCCUGCAAUGUACAUGAUUGUGUGUUAGCUUUGCAUAAGCUUUGCAGAGCUUUUUGAACAGACAGAGCUUUUAGAACAACGUAAAUACAGCAGAUUUCCAUGUGGCUUUCUGUACAGUUGGUUGGGUCUUUUUAAUGUUUUAUCCAGAUGACAAAAUUCAUUGUCAUGAGAUUUGCCUAAAUUCAAUCAGUUUUAAUUUGUCUAUGAUGUUCAUGUUUAGGUAAUGUUUUAUGGUGUAUUAGAUACAGUUGUCUUUCAGUAUUAUAAGUACAUGUAAGUAGAAAUGAUGUAUAUCCUUCGAAUUGAAGAUAUGUGGUUGGAAACAAACUGUUUUAGGCCUAUGAACAACCAACCACAGUGUAAUAAUCGUAGACAUAUAUGCUACAGGGAAUUUGCAUUUAUUUUCACAUGCAUAUUCUGCUACUUGUGAUAAAAAUCCAAAUAAAUGUACAUGUACUUGAGUACAUAUAUUACUAGUAUAUAUACUAUCUUGCCUGUACAAAUCAAAACAAAGUAUGAUUUUUCAAGUUAAUAAUUGAAACAGCUGGCCUACAAUGUUGUGAUAACUGUUUAGAAUUAGAGAUGUGUUCUAUUGUUGUGUGUGAUGUAUUCAUGUACAAUAAGUGUGUUUCAUAGUCAGUUUUUAGACAUGCAUUUAACUACCGGUACCAAAAGCAUUGAUGAUAGUCAAACUGUACUUUAAGUUUUUAUUAUAAAAUUCAAUACAUUAAUGAUGAAUAAACUAAAUAAUACAUUUAAUACCUGAACAAAGGGCAGAUUUCACCUGUUUGGUCAAAAUGUUAUACUGAGUAUAUACUACUUGAUGAUUGUAAAAUUGACCAUAGCCGUGACUAAAAAAAUAUUUAGGGGUCAAAAUUAUAUUUUGUCCAGUGGGAUUUUAUUAUCUUUAAAAUUUGCCAUACAUUUAUUUGGUAAAUCAGCAGUCAGCCAUUUUUUUUUAUUUUAAUUACGGUAGGUGAAUUGGUAGAUUUGAGUAGAGACUGGGCCAGUGGACAAAAUAUAAUAUUGACCACUAAGCUGGUUAAAGGGUUAUCAGUAUGCAUUAACUGAAAUAAUAUGGUUAUGUGACAUGUGUCACAUUAAAAUUUUUAUAUUGGUUUAGUAUGUUCUUAUAGCCCAUAUACCCCUACUUAAUUGUGCAAUCAUUCUCUUCUCAGGAAUUGUGGAAGAGGCAAUGAAUGGGAGAAACUCUGAUUUAUUAAACAUAUUGAUCAAUACUUGGAGCAUUUCACAUAUAAAUUGCACUUAAAGUGCUAUGACUUACAAAUGUAGCUAACCAGAUAAACAAAUGUUAGUUAUUUGAAAACUAACAGAAAUUCUAUUUUGCUAUUUUUCUUAGCAAUAUAUUACUUGAUAACACUCUGUCGAAAAAACUUGGUAGUAAAUAUUCUGCUUUAGUGAUAUUUGUUAAUUUAGUUUUUGACUAAAGAAGAUCAGUGCAAUAUUUUGUUUUUGAUUUUUUAUAUAUUUUUGCAAUUAAGAAGGAUGAAAUUAUUGCUUGAAUGGUUCCAGAUUGGCAGAUCUUUUAUCGGAGGUAGAGAAUGAUUCAUCCACAAUUUUGCCAGCCAUGUCAGAUAAAAAUGGUGGCUAUUACAUCAUAUUUGUAUUCAUAAGAUUUUGAGAGUGAAAAAAUGUAUUAUUAUAUGACAAUAUUUAAACAUAUAGAGUCACUCUACUACUACUAAUAUUAUAUGUUAUGAACAUGUGUAUUUGAAUAUAUAGCUGAUUAUUUAUGUUAAUAAUGACUAUAUACAUAUAAUUUAACCUACAGUAUCUACUGAAAUAUGGUUAUUGCCUGAGGAAUGUUGUUAAUGUACAAUGCUUGUACACUUACCUUAAAGGGACUAGACACCAUAUAAUACCAAAGCCAGGAAAAAAAAAAUGUUUAAAACUUGACAUCGCUGUGUACAAAAAAAUGAAUCUUAUGUACUGAUGUAUCACAUCCCUUACGGCACAUGCACCGUUUUUCGUGAAUUGACAAUUCUAGGCUCGUUUUGAGGAUAUACUGUAUUUGCCGAUUUUUGGACCAUCUGGUGUCUAGUCCCUUUAAUAAACAUACAUGUAACAUAUAAGAUGUAACAUAUCGUUAUCCAUGUAGGCCAUACACAUAAAUGUUUUAUGUGCAAUAUUUCUACAAAUCUCUUAUCUUGCCUCUAAAUCUUCCAAAGUGUGUGUGUGAUCAAGGUCGAAGUGUGUAUCAAGGUCGAUGUGUGUGAUCAAGGUCGAUGUGUGUGAUCAAGGUCGAUGUGUGUAUCAAGGUCAAUGUGUGUGAUCAAGGUCGAUAUGUGUGAUCAAGGUCGAUGUGUGCGAUCAAGUGGUGUAUACAUGUAGGAAAUUGAGCUGCAUUGAAUAUUUGUGUGAAAUAUAUUUUGUCACAUGGCAUUGUUUGUUUAGUGUGUAAUACAACAACUUCUUAUUCUAUUAUAUUACACUAGUGUAAUGGGAUUUGACAUUGACCUUAUUUUGCCCUACUUCAAACUUUUUAUAAAAAGGUGAAUUAAAUACUUUUUUGGUGAUGAAUAUGUCAUGUGAUAACAAGAAUUAUUGAAUUUGUUGCUAUUUAAUACAAGUUUUUAUGAAACUCAUUGUGGAAAAGCCUGUUUUUUAUCUUUUCCUAUACUGGUCUCAUUAUUUUGUUCAAGCAGUCAACAUUCUAGUUUCAAAUAUUAUCUUAAAAGAUUGAUGAUUUAAUGACUGAACAAGCUGCUGUUACCUACAUUACAAUAACGGAACAUUGUAAUAUUGUUCAUAAUAAAAUUACCCAUUGUUUAAGGGAAUGAUGAUGUAACAGCUUAUACUAAUGAAUGAACACAUUAUGACUCAACUUAUACAGGAUAAUCGUUUGCUUCAGUGUAAGAUCGCAGUUUACUCCAAAAGCUAGUUUUCACAAGUGGUAUAGCCACAGGUGAAAUAUUUAAUUCUGGCGAUCAUGAGGUGAAAUAUAUUGCAAUCAUUCACUGCAACAAAAAAUCAUUUUUUAUCAUUCCCCUAAACCAGCCAUAAAAUUAUGUUUAAUUGUAGUUUUUAAAAAACAACAACGCCAAAUUGUAUGCAAACAGAACGUUAUUUCAGAAAUGAUGUUGUUGUAUUUGUGUUCCAGCCCUCUGCACCAAUUUCAUUAUAAUCAGAUCCCCAAUACACGCUUCACAAUGUUACGCUUUGUUAAGCAAUGUACACUUCGUAAUGAAAUGAAGUGAACAUCAUGAUGUGAUUUUAAUGAGAUUGUCUCCGCGCUAGUAUUUGAUUUGAAUCUAAGAAUUUGCUAAAAUUUCUAAACAUCUACAAAAUUGAUAUUUUAACUGUUUGAAACAGUGCAAUAUUAUGUUUAUUUCACUGAUAAAUCUCUAUAAAUCACUGGACAACAUAUGAUAAAAAGCUGUUUUAUGAAGCUUAGUUGAAGGAAUAAGGCUUAGAAAAUGCUGUAUAAUAUAACAUUUUUCGAUCUUUUGUGGUUUAGUCCUUGGUGAAUGUUAGUAUGCUUGGAAGGAUGUUUCUUUUUCCUUCUAAUUUGUAUUCUUUCGUUAAUUACAGCAUCCACAUUUUUGGCCAGUUACUAUCAUAGAAGAUUCAUCGUUGUUUUUUGUUUUGUUUUCUUUCAUCUCAUACUGCCAAAACAUGGUAAUGACGGUAUAAUGCUUGGUUCAUGUCAUGUCAUUUUGCUUGCAGUUUUGUUUGAAAAUGUAAUAUUCUUUGAGUAUUAGCUUUCGGCCACCCUUAAAUAUAUCUGUAAGCAACGUUUUCGGGGCCUGAAGAAGCGAAGAGCAACUAAUUUCGUACCAUGUUGUUUUCUUCUUUACUUAUAAUUAGACCAUGAGUAAGUCGUAAUACAAUCAUCAAUGGCCUACAGUAGACUUGCAAUAACAGUCUGGUUUGGGGACUGAAAAUCAGAUAUAGUUUAAGGAUGGCCCUAUUGUCAUUACAUUCUAUGAAUGCCAAAUAUGCUCAUAUGAGCUGAUUGGAGCCAUGCUAUGGUGAUUUGUUUUUCAUCUGUUAUUUUUAGCACCAUUAAAAUUAUCAGAAAAAAAAUCUAUUUUAUUUUUGGAAAUUUUUGGAAUGUGGUCUAAAAACUUAUUUUUAGCUGCAAACAAGGGUCCAGUUUCAUUUACAUUUUUAUUUCCCUUAUCAAAAAAUCUCUUAACAUUUACUGGUUUCUUCAAUUCCUCUAAUGACAUGGGUUAAUUAAUAUGAGGCUUAAUUUGAAUUACGACUGCCGUCAAUUAUGACCAACUUUGUUUAACAAAUGAAUGUAUUGUAUCCAACUCCAACUGUAUUGUUUUUGUCGAAGGUUAUGUUAAAUGACUAGUAAAUUUGGUAACUGGUUAAGCAGUUAUGGAUAUUUAUAUCAGGUUGGUUGGUUCGAUGUCAAUAACACUUUUUUCAAUUAUCCAUUUACUAGUCACUUUUUGUAACAUACUUAUCAUCAACGAUUGUUCAGAACUUUGUUAAAGUUUACAACAAUGUUAACAUCAUCGUUGUUAACUUUUUAAUCUUUACUUCUCUGAAAAUGGACAAGCUAGUGAUUUUCAAUAUUUCUAACAAGGUUAGCGAUAACUGUUUCAGCUGUAUUUGUUUUAUACAAAUACAUGAGCACAUCAUGAACUAUUACAGGUUUUAAAGUAAACAAUAAUGCCAGUAACAACGUUGUUAACAUGAACAAAUCUCUGAGCAAUCAGCAAAAUGUCUGUCUUUUCAUAUUUAAAUGUUUCUGUUCACUGCCAAAAGUGUGCUAGUUUUAUAUUUCAACUCAUUUGUUUCAUUUCAUCCACUUCAUGCACAGUAUUCUUUUCAUGUAUUGUAUUACUUGUCACAAACAUGCUUUAGAGAGAAAGCUGAUAAGCAUAAUGAUUAGUUUCUGUGAUUGCCAUCAUCAUUUAUACUAUUUUCUGAACAUUUUUUUCUUUUCAUUUCUUUGCUUAAUUUCAAUUGCUGGAUACUAUUUCAUAGGAACUUAUCAGACCCAUACCUUGAAAGAUGAUUGAAUGUCAAUCACUCAUUAAUGAUUGAAUGUCAAUCACUCAUUAAUGAUUGAAUGUCAAUCACUCAUUAAUGAUUGAAUGUCAAUCACUCAUUAAUGAUUGGAUAUUACUUGUCUUAAUAUAAAUAAGUAAUAGUUAGUUUGCCAAAUACCUUCAUGAAGUCAACAGACUUAUAAUCUUUUAUUCAACAUACAUUCUACGCAACUAAUCAUGUCUUCAGCGUUAAAGUGCUAUAUGUAUUUAAUGUUAAUCAUAUUACCCGUUCAUAUAUUUAAACAUAAUAAUCGACCGACAUACAAAACUUUCAUCAAGCACCAUAUACUGAGAGAGUUAGGUCCUUUUGAAUUAUUAAGUAAAUUAACUCAUCUUCCCCAUUGACUUAUCUGAAGAUCCAUAUUUGACCUGUAAGUGACCUUGAAAAAAGUUUCAGAAGCCUGACACCAUAGAUAAGACACGAGCAAAUUUAGGAUUACGGACAUCUAGGGUUAAAAAAGUGGAUAGACAUUUUAUGAUACUCAUUAACUCCUAGCUGAGCUUGAGCCAUGGGCUUAUCUCAAAUACCGUUCGAAAUAUUCCCAUGAAACUUUGUAAACUUCUAGCAAAUCUUAAUAUUAACUAUGGUCUUAACUCAAAUACCGUUCAAAAUAUUCACAUGAAACCUUCCACACAUGUUACCAGUGACAAGUACGAUGUUUUUGCCUGUAAUAAAUAUUCAGAUUUGGCCUUAUUUGUCUUAAAACAAACACAUGGACGAACCUUGGCAUCUGCUUAUCAUACUCUUGUGGUAUGUGUCUGUUUUUCUGCUGGGCAUUGUUUUGAAAAGAUGCUCUGAGAUGGUAUCCACUUAUGUCAUGAUUUCCUAUGUCAUGUUCAUGGUCAGAAUGCAUCCGUUUAUUGAAUUCUGCUCAUCAUUGUUGUUUCAAGUAUUUUGUAUUAUAGUUUUACUGUAUUAAAUUAUUUUACUUUUAAA
Molecule: messenger RNA, 7828 nt
Organism: Mya arenaria
Lineage: Eukaryota; Metazoa; Mollusca; Bivalvia; Myida; Myidae
Product: limb region 1 protein homolog
Exons: 15
Coding region: 72-1604 (510 amino acids)
Biological process (GO): signal transduction
Molecular function (GO): transmembrane signaling receptor activity
Source: RefSeq, a predicted model, not a curated record